AUAAACAUCAUUACAUUUGGAUACAACGAGCUCUGUUUACAAUUACGAAAUUGUUAGUCCUUACGAUAAGAUCCAACGAUGAAUCCAGAUCUGACUGAGGAACAGAUUGCUGAGUACAGGGAGGCAUUUGCCCUCUUUGAUAAGAGCAAUACCGGCAUGAUCAGCAUUCGGGAGUUGGGCAACUUAAUGCGAUCACUCGGACAGAAUCCAACAGAUGCAGAACUUAGGGAUCUUGUCAAUGAGGUCGACACUACAGGCAAUGGCUCGAUUGAAUUUGUCGAGUUCUGUAAUCUGAUGUCCAAGCAGACGGCAGACAACGAUGCCGACGAGGAACUUCGCGAGGCAUUUAAGAUCUUUGACAAGGACGAAGACGGUUUCAUAUCUCCAGCUGAGCUGCGUUUUGUAAUGGUCAAUUUAGGCGAAAAGUUGACAGACGAGGAGAUCGAUGAUAUGAUACGUGAGGCGGACUUCGACGGCGAUGGCAAAAUCAAUUACGAAGACUCUAGUGCUGUACGAAAUUGAUAGUCCUUCCGUAUAUAUUCAAAAAUGAAUCCGGUCGAACUAACUGAAGAACAAAUUUCAGACUUUAAGGAAGCCUUUCUUCUCUUUGAUAAGGAGAAUACUGGUUUGAUCAACACUCGUCAAUUGGGGAAUUUAAUGCGGUCUUUGGGCCAGAGUCCCACCGAUGUUGAGCUUAAAGAAAUGUGUAAUGAAAUUGAUCCCCUUGCCUCUGGGCAAAUUGAUUUUAAUCAGUUUUGCAACGUCAUGGCGAAGCAGACACAGGAAAACGAUUCAGACGAGGAGCUCCAGGAGGCGUUCAUGAUCUUUGACAGGGACGAGGACGGCUUCAUAUCUCCAGCUGAGCUGCGCUUUGUGAUGGUUAGCUUGGGCGAAAAGUUAACCGAUGAAGAGAUCGACGAUAUGAUACGUGAGGCGGACUUCGACGGCGAUGGCAAAAUCAACUACGAAGAGUUUGUCUAUAUGAUAGCACAGAAGUAACAGUUUCCCUUCAGAAUUGUUUAUUUUUCAGACUAUUUAUUUGCUCACAAUUAGGCACUAAAACAAAUUAAAGCUCUUUGUAACAGGAAACGUGGUUCAGAGUGUUGCUUU
Messenger RNA from Drosophila hydei, 1110 nucleotides. RefSeq names its product caltractin-like. The transcript has 2 exons. NCBI's taxonomy places the organism in Eukaryota, Metazoa, Arthropoda, Insecta, Diptera, Drosophilidae. Gene Ontology annotation, molecular function: enzyme regulator activity; calcium ion binding. The record is from RefSeq and is a predicted model, not a curated record.